UUAACCACUUCCCAUCCAAUCCAUGUACAUAAACGGCCGGACACGGGAGCAGAGCAGGAGCGGGUGGCCGUUUAUAAACAGCCUCCUCACUCACUGACUAUGCUCACUCCCUGGGAGCGUGCGGCGCCGCGAUCCGGUGCCCGCUGUGCCCGGAGGACACUGAUCGCCGUACGGCCAAUCAGUGAUCACAUCAUUGCUUACUACUAGUGAAAUCUGUGAAUGAUCACAGAGGUUACAUGGUACAAGGCUAUUCACAACAACCUUGUACCAUGUGAUAAGCUGUGACCAAUCACAGCUCACACAGUA
Messenger RNA from Staurois parvus, 306 nucleotides. The record is from the annotation of a GenBank genome assembly. NCBI's taxonomy places the organism in Eukaryota, Metazoa, Chordata, Amphibia, Anura, Ranidae.